Molecule: messenger RNA, 1863 nt
Organism: Coffea arabica (coffee)
Lineage: Eukaryota; Viridiplantae; Streptophyta; Magnoliopsida; Gentianales; Rubiaceae
Source: RefSeq, a predicted model, not a curated record
UCUGCGCAAGUGCUGUUGUAAAUUGGCCACAUUUGUUUCACUCCCCAUUGUCUCCACUCUCCAACAAGAAGUGCAGAUUAUACGGGAAAGAGUUUUGAGUUUUUUGACAGCUAACAUCUGAAGUUUUUCUGGACUCUUUUCACUUCUACACGCAUUCUCAUCCUGAAGACCUGCACUGAGCAUGUGCAACAAAGAUCUUUACUUCAUGCAGCGGUUCUUUGAGGAUGUGAGUGGUUGAAAUGCUUGAAGCUAUAGUGUUGCAUGGGCAGCCCACUGUCACGUGGAUGUGAUUGACGGUUGAUGAAGGCACUGUAAGUGGAAGAUGUAAAGGGAAGUGGAGAAAAACAGGUGGAGAUCUCAUUCCACUGUAAGGACACUACAAGUUGGAACUGGCCCUUUGCUCUUGGUUGUUUGGUCUCUGCACUAAUUUGUUAAUUUUGAAGUUGUGGCAGCAGUUUCCUCUUCCUGCAUCUUUUUAUGCAAGGGAUACACGAGUUGUCAUAGUGUGCUAUUCUGAGUGAAGCUAUGAAGCAGGAACUCCAGCGCUCCAAAUCAGGUCAAUGUAAGCAAAAAACAAAAGGAACAAUUGUGGCUGAGGCAUCUCAAAAUAAAAUGGAAAAGCAAACUAAAAUUGACAAAGGCGAGAAUAUCAAAUCCCUUUCAUCUGUAAAAUCAAAUUUGGAAAAGCUAAAUACUAAGUUAAUGACAAAAAAGUCGAAGGAAAUAAAUUUGGAUUCAGUGAGGAGCAAAGAAGAGAAAAGCCGGAAAAGGAAAAAAGAAGAUGAGCAGAAGAAACCCAAGUCAAAUAGCAUAAUUUCGCCAACUCCAGAAGCAAAGCGCAGAAAAGAGACCAAAUUGGAGCCAGAGAAGAACUCUGGGAAUAUCUCCCUAGUACAAUUACUAUCAAAAAGUAAGAGUGCAGAAAGCAGAAAACCAAAGCCUAAUAUAAAGCCCAAGAAACCAAAAGCCACUUCAGUAUCUGUAAAAACCUCAAAAAAGAAGCCUUCAAAUGGUACUGCUGCACAGAAUUCGGUUAAAAAGGGCAAGACGACUUCAAAGUCUGAGCAAGGAAAGGAGGAGGAGGAAACGGAAAGUGGUAGUCAUGAAAAACUUAAACCAAAGAGCCCAAAUUCUAAUGCAGAGGCCAGGGAAAAAAAUCAUGAUUCACUUUCAAUGAGAGCCGAACCAUCAAGAAGUAAAGAUCAGACACAGAAUGCAACCCUAAAGACACCCAGGCUGAGUUCUAUUCAUCAAACACAGAUGGAAGCGGGGCAGCAGAAGAAUGCAAAAGCAACUAAACAUGAAGUUCAGUUGCCAUCCUUGGUAGAAAAAUCUAGAGAUCCGAGUUUACGCAGACUGAAAAUAAUGCGAGCUCUUGGUUUGAUCCCUCCUGCUGCAUCUCCAUUCAUGAGAACUGGUGCAGGGGUCUGAACAGACUUCUGCUUUAAUAACUAUGCGCGGGCUUUGCAACUGGGAGGAUAAAAUAACGACAUUUUGGUCCAUUGUCAUGGUGCUUUAUUCAGCAAUGUAGCUGAAAUUGUCUAUUCGGCAUUUAUUACUGACAAAGGGGUGGUGGAAGUUAUGUAGCUUAUGCCUAAAUUUUGCGGAUUUUGCAGAGUGACUAAAGAAAUUUCACCUUGUAAACUAGUCAGCAACUGCAACAAGACAUCUGUAUUGAUGGUCUUAUUGUUAAUUGAGAAACUAAAACUCUACGUGACAUUUUUCUGCAGGCUGACUCGUAAACUUGUCAAUGUGGAACUCUUAUAUUUGUGUUGUAACCUAAAACUGUGUACAUUGCAAAGAUGCUUAUCAGAGCACGACGCAUAUGCUGGAAGAAGCAUGUGAAGCUGUACCUUUUCCUUU